Argiope bruennichi is the source of this 1952-nucleotide messenger RNA. Its product is annotated as G patch domain-containing protein 2-like. The record is from RefSeq and is a predicted model, not a curated record. The transcript is spliced from 10 exons. Lineage: Eukaryota; Metazoa; Arthropoda; Arachnida; Araneae; Araneidae. The coding region runs from base 397 to 1878 and encodes 493 amino acids.
AUAAUUCUAAAUAAUGACACAUUUAAAGUGUUAAACAAAAAUCUAAAUCAAAGCAAAAAAAUUACAGAAUUAAUAAAACAAAUAGUCUAAAAGUAUUUGCAUACAAUAAUAAACUUAAAUAAUAUUGUAUCUGAUCCAGGGUGCGUAGUGUGAAAUGGAUGCAAAAAUUAAGCACCUUAGAGAAAUAUUAUCGAUUAGAGCUGCCUGGUGGAUAUUUCUCCCGAAAAAAUUUUCCAACAGUGUUUUGAUCCAGAUGGAAAUAUAGUAUCUGUAAGAUUCAGCUGUUAGAUGAAGGGACUUGCCUGGGAUAUGCCGAUGUUCUGAAAAAGAAGAGAUGUUAUUGAAAGUGUUAGAAUCUGUAGAACUAGUGGCGAUUUUAUCAUUCUGAGUUUUUCCAUGGAUAGGCCAAUUAUCCAGGAUAUAGAGCAACUGCAUUUUCUUUCGUCAUAUUAUUCUGAUACAAUGGAUGAACUUUCUAAAGAUCUAAGCAAUGCUUUAGAUGAAUCUUCUGAUCGUCGAACACAUGAGAGUAAAACAAGACGAAGUAAAGCAUGGAAAUGUCGCUCACAAAUAAAAUCUAAGAAUAGAUUUAUAUUAGGAAAUAGCAUUCCAAAAUCAAGUCCAAAAAGUGAAGAUUCUGAUUCCAGUCUCGAUGCCUGGAUUCAUGGACAGAUGGAUUUUUCUGUUAAUGAUUCUUAUCAUCAUACAGACUCUGAUGAUAGAGAUAAUAAUGUUAAUCAUGUUGAUUACCAUUUGACUUCAUGGAGACAUUGUUCACCUAAUUUAGUGGAAUCUGAUUCUGUGAAUGAAAAUCACUAUCCCUCUAAAGAACCUCGUAGGAAAAGAAAAUUUAAGCGAAUGACAGUUGAUCCUCCAUUUGUGACUGACCAUAACCCCUCCCCGAGUGCUGUUACAUUUACUCAGAAAAAUAAACGGUUGCGUAAUCUUAAAUCCCCAAAACUUCCCAAAAUUUCAGCUAAACUUUCCAAAAUAACUGUUUCUCAGUUAUCUUCUAAAAUGGAAAAUUUUUGUAUGGAGUUUGGGAAUGCAGCUACUUCUAGUGGCAAAAGGAAGCGAUGUGCUCAUGAAAGAAGUGUGGAAUGUAAUGGAUGUGGCUGUAAAGCCACUGUUUCGUCCAAAGAUAAUUCUGAGUUCUUAAAGAUUUCUUCUAAUCCAUUCCAUCGCCUGGGGCGUCGUAAUUCAAAAUCACAGGAAAUAAAUAGCAGUGGUUUAAGCAGCAGUGAAAGUGAAUGUGGAAUAUUGACAAAUGAUGAAGAUAGAGAAGCUGAUGAUGAGCAGAGUGAUUUCUUCCAAGAAUCUGGACCUGCAUGUGGCAUGCCAAACUUUUCUCCAUGGUGGGAAAAUGAUUGUGUAAUAUCGGAUGAUGAGGAUUUUUCUGCUGUAGAAUUUCCAAAGAUUUUAACUAAAAGUUUCUGUAAUAUCACAGUAAAGAAACCAUUCGUGGAACCUGAUGAAGGUAAACGGUUAGUUAGAGCAGGCAGAAGAAGAUUAGGAAACAAGAUAACUUGUGGUGCAGAUGAAGUAUUUUCAUAUUUACCUUUAUCGAAUGAGUACAGCUGCUUUCUUUCAUCUGGAGAUAAUUGCUUAACUAAAACGAUGCUUAAUGAAAAAAAGAAAAGGAAAGGAAUGCCUUCAGGUCAUGGUAAUGGAGAAUUUUCUUCUGCUGAAGCUAAUGUGGAUCUCCAUGUUUCAAAGAAAUCAAGCUGGAUACCAGCUAUGGAGUUGAGUAGAUAUGGAGAUGGAAUUUUGCCAUCCAGUAAAGUUCUUACUACUGGUGAAAAGCAGGAACUUAGCUUAGUGAAUAAUGGAAACAACUGCGUUCUUUCUACAACCGUUCCUCAUGGAAAUCCUUUUUAAUCUUCAUUGCCUUUGUUUAUCGAACAUUGUCUUUUACAAAACAUUAUUUAAUAAAUGUAAGCUUAUCUUUUGAA